ACUAGUUCCCGGGUGGAUUGGUUAAUGUCGUUUUAUUUGAAGUGAACGCUGCAACUUAAUGUCAGCAUGGACUCCGAUAUAAUGGACUUUUUCGAUUUUUCAAAGGAAUUCAAGCGAGGGAACGCUUUACAAGGGUGUAUAACUGGCGAUCCCAAAAUUCUAGCCGUGGAGACUAAAGACUCCAAUCCGAUCAAACGCAAAAUGGUUGGCACGGAUUAUGUGAAUGAAAUCGCCGAGAAAGAAAAAGAACUCAUGAAGAAAUUGGAUGGUAACAAGAACAACUUCUCAAUGCGCAAUAAAACACUUAAUGAUUUGGAUAGUGACGACGAUGACGGCGAAAUGGAAGAGCAGCCUCGCGUGCGCUCUGAUGAAGCCUACUAUGAGAAAUAUCACUUCGAUUUAAAUCGGGACAAGAAUUUGCCCAUAUAUGCACAUUGUGGAGAAAUUAUGGCCGCCAUUAAUGAUAAUCCGGUGGUUAUAUUAAAAGGAGAGACGGGCUGUGGUAAAACUACACAGGUGCCGCAGUACAUAUUGGAUGAAGCUUUCAAGAGGCGCGAGUUCUGUAAAAUUGUUGUAACACAGCCACGACGUAUCGCUGCCAUAUCGAUUGCCAAUCGUGUUUGCCAGGAACGGCAAUGGCAACCAGGAACUGUGUGUGGAUAUCAAGUUGGCCUACACCGUCCCGCUAAUAUGGAGGACACUCGCUUAUUGUAUUGUACCACAGGUGUAUUGUUGAAUAAUCUCAUUAAUCAAAAGACACUCACACACUACACUCACAUUAUCUUGGAUGAGGUACAUGAGCGGGAUGAGGACAUGGACUUUUUGUUGAUUGUUGUACGCCGACUGCUGGCACUGAAUUCUCGUCAUGUCAAAGUCAUCCUGAUGUCUGCCACUAUUGAUGCUAACGAGUUUUGCAAGUAUUUUGCUAGCACUUCAUGGAUACCACCCGUGGUUACUGCUAGUCAUGGCCGCAAAUAUCCGCUAGUUAAAUACUAUAGAGAUCAGUUCAAGAAUAUUCAUUGCAAGGAUGAGCCCCAACAGCGGGAACCAGGUAUAUCACCAGAUCGCUAUGGCGAUGCCAUUAAAAUACUUUUGGUGAUUGACAACAUGGAACGCAAGGCGGUUGGGACAUCCCGACAAACCUAUGAGGAGUCGAAGCGCACGGGAGCAGUGCUCAUUUUUUUGCCAGGCAUCCAUGAGAUUGAUACUAUGGCUGAGCAUAUUAAACAAGUAAUGGGAGAAAAUCCCAGUACUGAAAUUACAAUUGUGCGAUGCCAUUCGUUGUUGUCGCCCGAGGCUCAAGCAGAAGUCUUUCAACCACCUCCCGUUGGCCAUCGCAAGGUGAUACUGACUACAAAUAUUUCGGAAAGCUCUAUAACCGUGCCAGAUGUAUCCUAUGUCAUUGACUUUUGCCUAACCAAAGUGCUACAUACCAAUUCUGCAUCGAAUUUUAAAAGCCUUCGCUUGGAGUGGGCCUCCAAAGUGAAUUGUCGCCAACGAGCUGGACGUGUUGGACGUCUACGAAGUGGUCGUGUUUAUCGUAUGGUCACAAAGGACUUUUAUUUAAAUGAAAUGAAAGAGUUUGGAGUCCCCGAGAUGCUUCGAUCGCCACUUGAGAAUUCGAUACUAAAAGCCAAGGAACUUGACAUGGGUAGCCCAACUGAAAUUCUGGCCCUAGCGAUGUCGCCACCAAAUCUAUUCGACAUACACAACACGGUCCUCUUGCUGAAGGAGGUUGGAGCCCUUUUUACUACGGUUGAUGGAGUUUACGAGGAUCUCGACGGCGAUAUCACCCAUUGGGGUCGCAUUAUGACACGUCUCCCCCUAGACGUGCGUUUGAGCCGCCUUAUUAUACUUGGUUACGUAUUUAAUUGCCUCGACGAGGCUAUUAUCAUGGCUGCUGGAAUGUCUGUUCGUGGAUUGUUUCUCACUGAAAGACGAGGACAAAAUGAAGCUUUUUGGAUGCGCUACGCUUUCUCCGAUGGUUCUGGGUCGGACAUGAUUGCUGUAUAUCGCAUGUACAAAAUGUAUCUGAACAUAUGUCAGGACAGAAUGCAAAAGGAUUCGGAACACCAAUGGGCUCGGCGGUUUUGUGUUUGUUUGCGUUCUCUUCGAGAGAUGCAUUUGAUGGUACAAGACCUGCAGCAACGCUGUACUUCUAUGUAUCUACAAAACAUGCCAUCUAGUGCUUGCAAGUCUUGGAAUGAUCAUGAAAAAGCCAUAGUUUUGAAAGUAAUCAUUGCCGGCGCAUUUUAUCCCAAUUAUUUCAUGCGCGCCGAUAAAGCAAACGAGGACUACGAUAGCAACAUAUACCGAGCUACUAAUGGCAACGAUCCUUGUCGCACUGUCUACUUUACUAAAUUUGAGCCACGGUAUAUGGGUGAAUUAUAUACUCGACGGAUUAAGGAAUUAUUUUUAGAGGCAAAAAUUCCGGCCAAGAAAAUGGAUGUUACAUUUUCGCAUGGUUCUGAAAAGAUAUUUGUAACAUUCAAAGAGGAUGACGAUGAAUAUAAUUACAUGAAUCCCAUUCAUGUGCCGGGACGCGUCGCGACCGAGGUUUACAAGGCUGUUAGAAUGCGUCUAAAUAAUGCAUAUCGCCCUCUUCACGUAAUAGAAAAAACCAGUGCUCUUAAGUAUGUUGAACAACACGGGAUUGGAGUUGUCAGUGACAGCACCUGGGUGCCACCAUGCAAGAAAUGGAAUGUUGAGCUACUUCCUCUACCAUCUGUCUUUGACAAGAUUGUGGCAGGCAAAAUAUCGCAUAUUGUAAAUUGUAGCAAGUUUUACUUUCAACCAAAUGAACUGUUGGAUCGCAUCGACAGCAUGACUGAACUAAUUAAUUCACCACAGCACCUUAGCUGUCAUGUGAAGAAUCCAAGCAUUAUUACAACGGGCCUGGAGCUUCUGGCAAUGCAUAAGCAACACUAUCAGCGCGCAACUGUCAUCAGGGUCGAAACUCAAGCAAAUGGGUAUCCAAAGUUUAGUGUGCGCUUCAUUGAUUACGGUAAUACAGCAUUAUUGGCUAUAGAUCAGCUGCGAAUGAUGCCAUAUGAGCUGAAAUAUAAAUUAGAUCAACUGCCACCGCGUAUGCUUGAAUGCCGGCUGGCUUUGAUACAGCCAUCGUCAUUGGUUAGCAACUAUAACCGUUGGGAUAAUGAGGCAGUCGAAAUGUUGACUACAGUAUCAAAGCGCGGAACUAUUGAAUUGGAGAUAUACUCAUUGGUCAACAACGUCGCUGCUGUAUUACUGCAUAUGCGUGAUGGACUACUCAAUGACAAACUUGUGGAACGACAAUUGGCUCGUCGAGCAGAUGAAGAUUAUAUGUCGCGUAAGGAUCAUGACUUUCGCAUAAGCAAGCAAGAGGUUGCGUGCCAUGAAAGCCAUACGGAAAAACAUCACAUCAACGAGGAUUAUUUACGUUCGGUUCAGAACCCAACUGACCAAAACUUGAAGCCACCGCCUCUGGAUAAAUGCAAUCAAACUAUAAUGCUUAAAGGGCCAUUCAGUCCACUUGAAACAUCUAUGUGUUCAAUGCUACGCGUCGGCUUAUUUAAGACUGUGGUUAUUGAGCGAGAAUCAGUUAAUGGUGUUCUUCUAGAUUCCGACCCACAAGAUCGCCAUAAUCAAAUGGUGGUGGCAGCGUCCGUCAGUGAAACCGAUGGUGAUAAGUUGACUGCUCGAGGCACUACUCUUAUGCCAAAUAUUCACGGCUUUUCUGCAUUGAUGACUUUGCUCUUUUGUCCCACCAUGCAAAUCAAAUGCAAUAAGGAACGAACGAAAUAUGUGUGUAUUUUAGCUGGACUUGGCUUUAAUCCAAAAACUAUGCAAUCUCAUUUUGAAGAGCACGACAUGGUCGUUAAUUUGGAUGUCGCAGUUCUUGAGGACGAUAUUCGUAUUAUCAAUCAAAUGCGUUACAAUAUCGACAUGUUGUUCUUCCACAGCGACCCUAAUCAACUGCCCACCGCUACAGAUGAGGGUCGUGCUACUAUUUUUAAUCAACUGCAAUCUUUGCUUACAGGGGUUCUGAACAAAGAUCGGAGUUUUAUUGAACGUAACCUGUCAAAUUCUGAUCAUGUUUGGGAGGACAUGUCUGAUUUGGAACCUGCCGCCGAACCGCUUGGCAAGCGAGCCAUAUUGCCUAUACAUUGCUAUUACGAACUCGAAAUCGAGAAUAUGAGUAACUUGUUGGCCUUACAAGCGAAUUGCAAACAACUUUACGAGUGGCGCAACUUUCGAAGAGAUAUGUCAAUGCUGCAAUGCAAAUUGUGUAACGUAAUGUUAGAAAGCGUCACCCAAUUGCGCUUGCACUUGCUUACACAACUACAUCGCGAUCGGGAAAAGCAGAUCGGAUGGAAACCUCUGUAAAAUGCAGUUUAUUAUUCGUCCAUUAUAGACCUUUGUAUAAUUUAAAUCACGAUCUGACCUAAAAAUGUGCCUUCAAGAAUUAAAGCAGUUUUAUUGAAAAA
Messenger RNA from Drosophila sulfurigaster albostrigata, 4466 nucleotides. Its product is annotated as probable ATP-dependent RNA helicase spindle-E. The record is from RefSeq and is a predicted model, not a curated record. The coding region runs from base 67 to 4365 and encodes 1432 amino acids. The transcript is spliced from 11 exons. Gene Ontology annotation, cellular component: intracellular anatomical structure. NCBI's taxonomy places the organism in Eukaryota, Metazoa, Arthropoda, Insecta, Diptera, Drosophilidae. Gene Ontology annotation, molecular function: RNA binding; ATP binding.